Messenger RNA from Branchiostoma floridae (Florida lancelet), 1035 nucleotides. RefSeq names its product 39S ribosomal protein L18, mitochondrial-like. Lineage: Eukaryota; Metazoa; Chordata; Leptocardii; Amphioxiformes; Branchiostomatidae. Gene Ontology annotation, cellular component: mitochondrion; ribosome. Gene Ontology annotation, biological process: translation. Gene Ontology annotation, molecular function: structural constituent of ribosome; 5S rRNA binding. The transcript is spliced from 5 exons. The record is from RefSeq and is a predicted model, not a curated record. Bases 125 to 838 code for a protein of 237 amino acids.
CUACAAUCUUGAAUUUUUCUUCGUUUGGAAAUACACAUUGAACUCUCACGUGGACCCCGUAAAUUCCUUGGACUACAAGAACAUAUUCACUAGCCUGAUUUGACUCACGAUUUUGUUUGAAAUUAUGUCUGCGUGCGUGAACUUCGUCAGGAGCUCGUUUUUGCGACCCGCAUGUCCUUCAUCACUUGCUGUCCGAUCGGCGACGGUUUUUCGACAAGUUCUGAGUUCUGACGGGUUACAGAGUUCUCAGCAUCAUUGCUCCACAUUAAGACCAACUGCAGCCACUGCAGUGAGAUCACUAGCAACCCAGACCCCAGACCAUGGAGUACCAGACACGGAGGAUAAUGACAUCAUCAAUCCAAACUUCAUCAACCGCAACCCUCGCAACCUGGAGCGGAUGGGCCUGGGGAGGAAGGAGCGGGGAUGGAAGACAACCUGGCCCAAAAAGGAGUGCUGGCAUAGGUGUCAUUUUGUGAAGAGUAAACGUUACGUGACUGGGUAUGUUCAGCACCACAACGGACACAUUGUUGCAUCUGCCUCAUCCUUUGAGUGGCCAAUAAGGAAACACCUCUACAGCACCAGUGACGUUUCUGCAGCGGAGAACAUCGGCCAUGUCCUGGCGCAGCGGUGUCUGGAGGCAGGGAUCCACUUCAUGGAGUUUGACGAUGUUCCUCACAAGUUAGAGUCUGAAACGGUACAGAGAUUCCAACAGGCCAUGGUAGAUGGAGGAAUAAAUCUGUCAGAGCCAAGAAGAAUUUACGAACACAAACAUCUGUUCAAGGAAACAGAUUACGAUGCAGAAGAUUAUAACAUGAAGGAAGCAGAGAUUGAACAAUAGAGCAAUCUAUAGAUCUGUUACUAACGACAAUAGAUGUAGACAACAACAUUUUUGAUAAACAUGAAAGAUGCUUGUAGAAAUCAGCAACAAAUUUAAAAACUGGAUGGUAUAAAUGAUACAUGACACGUAUGACUAUGAAAAUCUAAGAGUGUUCAAGAAUGUACGUGUAUUGCCAAGAAUAAAACUGGAUGUAUUAC